This is a messenger RNA of Grus americana (Whooping crane), 756 nucleotides long. RefSeq names its product gastrokine 1 (gene GKN1). The record is from RefSeq and is a predicted model, not a curated record. NCBI's taxonomy places the organism in Eukaryota, Metazoa, Chordata, Aves, Gruiformes, Gruidae. The transcript has 6 exons. Bases 159 to 716 code for a protein of 185 amino acids. Gene Ontology annotation, biological process: regulation of cell population proliferation.
AGCAGGAAAUAAUUCAGUGACAUGCAGACAGGGAUACAAAUUACAAAGUAAUUUUAUUUCAACACUUAACUGUUCCACACCUAAUUCUGAAAACGUAUAUAAAGUGGACUGUUCAGGUCGUUCAUUCUACCUGCACUAGCAUCAGCUCUGCAGUCAAGAUGAAAUUCACUAUUGUGACUACCGUCCUUCUUGGACUCCUGCUGACUCCAGCCCUUGCUGAUUAUUUUCAGAAUACUGACAUAAGCAAGCAAAUCACCGUUUCUGGAGGCUACCAAACUCUGACCAUCAGUAGGGAAUGGCGUGUGGCAAUUAUUGAGGAAAAGAGCAAUAGUGGGUCAUGGAAAACCAUUUGGAACUACGAUACGGGCUUCAUUGCAACCAAAGUGCUGUCAGAGAGAGCUUGCUUCAUUUCCGUAAUGAACAGAAAUGAGAUGCCUAGCUUUGAUACACUUCCCACUGUGGUUGAAGAAAGAACGAACCUGAAAGGUCAAGGACAACCCACAAGGGAGAUCACAUUCGUCCUCAUCAAGAGACCUGUCCGUGACCUCCAGUCUUACGGACCAGACAUCUUUGCUAUGUGCAGAGGACUCGCAACCUAUGUGGCUUAUGAAGUUCACGGACCCCAAUACACAUCCUACAACCAAGGAUCAUGCAUUAGACUUGAUGUCCUGCAACUUGUCGACCUUAACUACUGUCGUGGCAAUAACAAGAUCUGAAAACCUUACCUUUCUUGAACCAAGUACGGAUGCCCGAUAG